UAUGUAGUAUGUAGUCUCUAUGAUAUUAAUGAUGGCCGCUAACAUUAUUUGAGUCAAUGUUGUCUUUUUAAUGUGUUUUUUUUAUCGUUUAAGCUUUUUUAUCCUAAGCUUUAUUAAUUCAUUCUGGACAGUGUAGAAUUCACCAAUAUGAAAAAUGGCGAUGAGGUCAGGGCGUAAUUUGUCUAGUGGAGAUUUGCAGCAUGCAGAUGAUGCUGAAAAAGAAACUCUCUUGGAUCAUGAUAGUGAGCCAGAGGAAGAUAUGCUGUUCAGUAGGACAAGUUCAGCCGAUGGACAAUUGCACAUUGAUGGAAAAAUCUCAAGUGUGAGAAUUCAAAUAAAGGAAGUAACUGAUGUUAUGCGUGAUAAUGUACAGAGGGUUAUGGAGAGAGGGGAGCGUUUAGAGGAUCUGCAAGUAGCAAGUGAUAGACUGACUUCAGCUGGUAAUGAGUUUCGCGAGGCUGCAAGGAAAGCACAAAGGCGAGCUUGGAUGCAAAAUAUGUGUGGCAGAAUUAUUAUAAUAGCGAUAACAAUAACAGCCAUUUUAUGCAUCAUAGUCCUGGAUGUCUUGGCGCUUUACCUAGUUCUCAGGUAGCAAAUUGCACUAGUCAGUAUCCCAACUUAGUGCCUAUCAUUUACAAGUACUCUUGAUCUCAAAGAGUGAUAAAUAAAGUCGACGUACAAGGCAUAAAAGGUAUUACAACGCAAUUGUGGUACGUCUGUUCUAUAUACUUAGAUAUUUUUUCAAUGUUUAAUAUAUUUUAUUCUAUGAGCUUACUUAGAAAAGCGUGAAAAGUUUAAAAAUUUUGAAAAUAUACGAUUUCAGUCGCUUUUAGUAUGAAUUAUUUUGUAAAGUCUUAAUUUAUUUGUUUUGCUGAAUUUUGAAAGUUGUAACUCAUUUACUCUAAUGAUAGAUUUUGUUUCAUUUCUAAUUUAAUGUCAAACAUAAUUUUAUCACGUCCGGAAUGGUAUUGUAAAGAACUGUAUAUGUGGGGACGUGAAACAAAUGUUGCAUAUUUGAUAACUUAUAUUCAUAGCUCAAAGUAUCAUCUUGUUAAAAAAACUUAUGUUCAAAAAAUCUUUACCACAAGAUAAUUAAUGUGAUUAAUGAGUACAUAUUAAUGUGCUGAUUGUAUUGACUGAAAAAAAUAUGUAUAAUAUUUUUAUAAAAUAAUUCUUGUCAUAUAUUAACAAGUUUUAUAGCUCUUAUCAAUAAAUGAGCAACUAUUUUUGUAAACUACUCUAUAAUAAUGUAAUUAUUUGUUAGAUAAGAUCAAAGCAUUGUUUCGUUAAUUGGAAUAACAUUCCAACAAUGUAUUUAAAUAUUUAUCAUGUUAAGAUUGUGUAAUAUUUGUCAAAAACAUUUUAAUAAAAAAUAAUUCUUA
Molecule: messenger RNA, 1382 nt
Organism: Phymastichus coffea
Lineage: Eukaryota; Metazoa; Arthropoda; Insecta; Hymenoptera; Eulophidae
Exons: 6
Coding region: 155-592 (145 amino acids)
Biological process (GO): vesicle-mediated transport; Golgi ribbon formation
Cellular component (GO): membrane
Source: RefSeq, a predicted model, not a curated record